CUGGGACCAAGGGUGCAACACCUUCAAAGUCGGCCCCUGUGCGUCAGUCAGAAGAGCUGCAAACUGCCCUGAAGGAGAAGCGGAGUCUAGUGUAGGCACUGUGGACUGGGACUGACUUUGAGGGAGGAUUUACAAAGUAGUUAGUAAAAGGUCAACUCCACCCCAACAUCGGCAACUACUAGCAUGGCUACAGCAGGCACCUCAGGGCAGAGCACUUUCGGGCUCGGGAGGAAAAAGAAGGCUCCGGGUCUCAUGGAUCAGAUUAGCAAGUUCUUUGGAGGCGACAAAAAGAAAAGGAGCAAGGGGUCUUUCCGGGGUCACCUGGCAUCUUCACCCCAGCAAUCCUCGUCUCGCCGCCGCACCAAUGAAAACGCCGUGGUGCACUUCUUCAGGAGCAUUGUUUCCUCUCCUCGUCCUAAAUCCAGGUGGAGAGACGUCUUGGGCUUGGCCUCGUCCCCGCGCCCCGAAAGCGCAAAGUCGCCGGUCAGAAGACGCAAAGACCAAAGCACACUGUCCAGACUCUUCAACCUGGGAGACACCAAGUCCCGCCCACCCCCUAAACGCUGGAGCACCAUCUUCUGAGCUCUCCGCCGAGGACCAAACCACAGAUCCAACACCGAUGGGACAAGAGGAAGAAGAAGAAGGAGGAGGAGGAGGAGGAGGAGGAACAGAUCUGCAAGUGGUGGACUCACAACCUCAAGAAAUGUUAACAAACUAACACAAGCCUCCCUCAAGUUUAGACAGUAACGACACACCUGAAAUCUAUUGUCAAAAGUUGUAGGUGGUCACUUUGCAAGUUUUCUUUUUAAUCCUACUUCUCAGCGUAUCUUGUCUCAGUCCAUAUGCCGCUGUUUAGAAGACAUCUGGUCAUACGUUUGGUUAAAUAUGUCACACAUUUGGGUAACUUAGUCUGACGGUGCUCAUGUCUGCUGUCUGAGGUUCGUCUGUGGCAGAUGUUUGUUCUUUCUAUUUGUCUCCUGUCGUCCACAUUUUGUACAUGAGUGAUGUUUUGUGUAUCUCGCUGCUUUAAUACAGCUCACUGCUCCCACAAAGACCAGGAAACACACUACAGGGAGCUCUUGUUUGUCGUUGUGCGUCUGUUGCAAGGAAAUGCGUUCAAAACUGGAAGACUAUAGUUUAUGAUAUGUGAUAAAUAAUGAGUCUAAUUUUGUGGUAAUGUACGAGUUUUGUUUCAUUAAGUAGCAGUGUAAUUAAUAAACAUGUACAUGAGGUAUAAUGCCAUGUCCAAAUAGAAGAAAUGCCCUUUUUCAAAUGCACUGAGACCUUUAAAACGACUAAAAAAAACAACUUAAAAUGACGCGUUUGCUCUCUUUUCUGUAUCGUAGCUUCAGCAUGAAUCUAAUUCAUUGUAAGUAAUGUGUUUUCAUCUUAAAAGAAGUUCAACAUUUUAAUGUGUUUUGUGUUUUAUUACAAGAUGACAGACAGAUGUUCACUGUUUCUGAUGGUCGGACAGUAAGUGGCUCAAAGGUUUAAGGCGGAGGCACAGAGAUGGUUGGAGGAGUUUUGGUACUGAAGGACGGUAUAAGAGAUGUUUCUAUUGUUCUGACAUGUUGUGUGUUGUUCAUGAUAAACUACACUGCCUUUCUCAUUUGUACAUGCUGUUUUUGUGGUCAAUCUAACACAAGAGUUGCUCUGUACAGAUGUUUUUUGUCUGAGGUUGCUGACAUUUGGUGGUGCUACAUGAAAAUGAACCCAUACUUAGAAACUGAGUGUUUUGUUUCCUCUUAAUGUUUCCUCUGUUUUACAUGUUCACUUCUAACUGGAUGUAAACAUAAUAUGUUGUAUCCCAGUUAUUAAAUGCUUUAAAAAAAAUC
This is a messenger RNA of Labrus bergylta (ballan wrasse), 1835 nucleotides long. RefSeq names its product myelin basic protein a (gene mbpa). Gene Ontology annotation, molecular function: structural constituent of myelin sheath. NCBI's taxonomy places the organism in Eukaryota, Metazoa, Chordata, Actinopteri, Labriformes, Labridae. The record is from RefSeq and is a predicted model, not a curated record.